AGUACAGAUCCACUCGAAUAACUAUACGUUGGCAGGUGGAGAAGGUUCAGUAUCAGGUGAUCAAACUCACUACUUAAGUGGCAUGUGCAUAACUAUCGUAGUUCACUUAGUUUUGCAAGAUCGGACUUGUCUGUAUCAUAACCACCGAGUACUUCGUUGCUGGUUUCCCCGCUGGGCCUCCUAAGAAAACAGGGGCUUAUGAUACUUCAUCCUCCAACAAUGGAUCUUCCUUCAGAUUCGGAAGACUAUAUCCCAGAUUAUACAAGCCAGUCUCACUAUAGCUGCUAUUGCGACCCGCACAGCUGCUUCUUAUACAGUAGGAAGAGUCCUCAAUGCCACACGCCUAGGUACAGAGAGAUAAUACAGACAUGGGUUCCAUACUUAUAUACCUGUUGUCAGUGCGAAGAUGGACCAAAGGCAUAUGAUUCUCAACCCCGGUGCAUAGUCUGCAAUCAUUCUGUUUGUUCACAAUGUACCCAUGUAAGGUAACAUGGUAUUAUCAAGUGGUUUAUUUUGACACCAGAAAUCCAUCUUGAUAAUUUCUAGAU
Molecule: messenger RNA, 548 nt
Organism: Paecilomyces variotii
Lineage: Eukaryota; Fungi; Ascomycota; Eurotiomycetes; Eurotiales; Thermoascaceae
Exons: 4
Coding region: 199-489 (96 amino acids)
Source: RefSeq, a predicted model, not a curated record